UUUCCAGGGUCCUUGCGCUUGUUGCUACUGUUACCCCUCCAAAGUUGGGUUUCUGACUUCGUUGGCCCCUCCCAACCUUUUUGCUCCCAGACGACAACACAUGCCAACUUUUCCGAGAGUCUCCGCCAAAACCUUCGACCCGCUGUGAAAAUUGAAAGUUCCUUGUCACCUCUACCAACUUGCACUUUUAAACAACACUCUCGUCCGUCUCCUCAUCGCACACGAACACCCCUUGCUAGAAACAACCCGGCUUCUACCUACUUCACACAACGACCCAUGGCCUCAACACGAGAGCGCCGAAUCUCCAAGGAGCUCAGCGACCUCCAAAAUGACCCCAACUCUGGCGUCAGCGCCCACCCGGUCGACAACAGCCUCCUUCACCUCAAGGGCAUCUUCCCUGGACCCCCCGACACCCCCUACGCCGGCGGCACCUUUCAGGUCGACAUCUUGAUACCCGAAAACUACCCCUUCAAAUCCCCAGUCAUGAAGUUUGACACCAAAAUCUGGCACCCAAACGUCAGCAGUGUGACGGGUGCCAUCUGCCUCGACACCCUCGGCACAGGCUGGUCCCCAGUCGGCACCAUCAAAAUGGCCCUCAUCUCCCUCCGCAUGCUCCUCGAAUCCCCCAACCCAAAGGACCCGCAAGAUGCCGAGGUGGCCAAGAUGAUGCUCGAGCAACCCGAGGCGUUUGCCCAAAAGGCGCACGAGUGGGCAGUCAAGUACGCCGGCGCGCCGAGGAGGGACACACCUGUGCACAACUACCAAAAGGUUGCUCCGCCCCCGCCGAGGGCGGACGAUCCGGCGAGGUACCAAGGCUACAACAAAGACCUCAUCGACCGCUUCGUCCACAUGGGCUUUGACCUUGACGCCGUGGUCGAGGCGUUCAACUAUGUUGGUAUUGAUCGCAACGGGGGCGAGGACUACGUGUUGGAGGAGGCUUACAUGGGGGAUAUCACUGCGCGGUUACUCGGUGAGCAGUGA
Podospora anserina S mat+ is the source of this 981-nucleotide messenger RNA. RefSeq lists its product as uncharacterized. Gene Ontology annotation, molecular function: protein binding. The transcript has 3 exons. The record is from RefSeq and is a predicted model, not a curated record. The annotation marks the transcript as partial. NCBI's taxonomy places the organism in Eukaryota, Fungi, Ascomycota, Sordariomycetes, Sordariales, Podosporaceae.